AGGCCAACAUGAAACCCGACGAAUCCAGAAUGCAGGUUGCACUGGGAUCAGACACUUCUCUUCCGACGGACCAUGAUUUGAUGGAGACGGAAACAUAUACUGACUUUAUUGUCCCAACCAAAGUGAUCCCCCCAUUUUCAUGCAGCUUGAACUGUCUCAUCCUACUUGUUUUCUAUAGACUGAGGAGCCGACUACAAAGAGUGUCACCAUGAUAGAUCUGACAUUGGACGAUUCGCCCCCCAGUAUCACUAAACGCAGUAAGGACAAGCAACGCCAGAAUCCUGCUCACGUUUUCACUUUCGAUGCAGACCAACUUGUGUCACUGAAUUCUGAUGGUUCUAUUGCAAAGAAGUCCAUAAAGUCUCUGGACGUUUCCUCGAAGGUCCUUGCUACAAGUCUGCGAACUACAGAGGAAGCCGCGAACGAGUCGACCACGCCGAGCCCUACGGAUCCGCAGAACAGGCCCGCAGAAACUCGUAAUAGGACAGAAAAGCCCGUAGCCUCUCGGCAAGUUUCAGUUCGACAGCAGCAACCCGUUAGAACUUCCGACAGUAUUUUCAAUCUGGAUUGUGACCCUGCGAUGGUGCAUACGGCUGUUACGAAGCCGGAUGCGUCUCUCGACGUCUUGCCUUCUACUUUGCCUUCCUCCGCUAAAGGUCCUGCUUGUCUUAGCUCCCGUCUACACAACAAUGCUGGGAACGCUGAUCCAACAAACCGCACUGGUCGGCAAGAGACUCCUAUCUCCCUUUCAGAUCGAAAUCAGAGUCUCCUCGUAAAAGAAAACUCUUCAACUGGAACCAAGCAGAAAUUUGAUAUACCCUUGAGGACGAUUUCUUCUCGAGGUACGCCACUAUUCGACAAAACCAACUCCCUCGAAUUUUCUUUCCGCACCGAACAAUAUUCCCCCCCAAAUGUAAUUUCCAAAUCAUCCAAACACGGUAUGCUCUGUUGCCUGUCUAUACCGGCAGUCUGAUUACUUUUUAGCAGCCCGGCCUAUGUUUAACAUCGAAGAACUCGAAGAAUACGGCGAACAGCGUCACAGACGAUAUGAGAAAUAUCAUGACUACCGUAGCGGCCAUGUGGAUCACGAUAUCAUCCAAGUAGGUUAACCAAGCUACCUCUCCUCUUGUCAGCCUAGUGAUCCAUCAUCGUUGCAGAUC
Messenger RNA from Guyanagaster necrorhizus, 1160 nucleotides. RefSeq lists its product as uncharacterized. The record is from RefSeq and is a predicted model, not a curated record. Bases 209 to 973 code for a protein of 254 amino acids. Lineage: Eukaryota; Fungi; Basidiomycota; Agaricomycetes; Agaricales; Physalacriaceae. The transcript has a single exon.